Molecule: messenger RNA, 825 nt
Organism: Dendrobium catenatum
Lineage: Eukaryota; Viridiplantae; Streptophyta; Magnoliopsida; Asparagales; Orchidaceae
Product: fatty acyl-CoA reductase 8-like
Exons: 8
Coding region: 1-825 (274 amino acids)
Biological process (GO): long-chain fatty-acyl-CoA metabolic process; suberin biosynthetic process
Cellular component (GO): intracellular membrane-bounded organelle
Molecular function (GO): alcohol-forming very long-chain fatty acyl-CoA reductase (NADP+) activity
Source: RefSeq, a predicted model, not a curated record
AUGUUGUUGUUUGUUGCUUGGUUUGAAGUCUUUGUGGAGAAAGUUAUUAGAGUACAACCUAAUGUGAAUAAACUCUUCCUUCUUGUGAGAGAUGGGGAUGCCAAGUUGGCUGCAAAGCGCAUGCAAAAUAAGUGCAUGGAAUAUGCAGUUGUGACUUCUGAAGUAGGGCCGGGUCAUCCUGAAGCUGAAAAAAUUGCUAUGAAGGAAUUGGGAAUUCAAAGGGCUAGAAUGCAUGGCUGGCCAAAUACAUAUGUAUUUACAAAGGCCAUGGGAGAAAUGCUUCUAGGUCAUUUAAGAGGAGACAUGCCGCUUGUUAUUAUGCACCCAACCAUUAUAACAAGUGUCUACAAAGACUCACUACCAGGUUGGAUAGAAGGAGUUAGGAUAAUUGAUAGUGCAAUACGUGGUUAUGUAAAAGGAGAUAUUUCAUUCAUUUUAGGAGAUCCAGAAGUAGUUUCAGAUUUGAUUCCAGGAGACAUGGUGGUGAAUGCCAUGAUUUUAGCAAUAACAACACAUUCAACUCACCAUUCAGAAGUCAUAUAUCAUGGCUUGCGCUUGAUGAAUCUAGCCCUUUUUGGCCUGUUUACUCAACAAUACAACACAUAUUGGAGGGAAUAUAAGCGUGUGAUGCGCCUUGCUGAUUUCUAUGCACCAUAUGCAUUCUUUAAAGGAAGCUUUGAUGAUUCUAACUUAGAAUGUUUGAGAAAGGCAAUGGUGAAUAAUGAUGAGAUGAAGUUGUUUGAUUUUGAUCCCGUGAACAUUGAAUGGGAUGAUUACUUGAUUAACAUUCACAUUCCAGGUGUAAUCAAGUAUUUUCUUAAGUAG